This is a messenger RNA of Aureobasidium pullulans EXF-150, 1768 nucleotides long. RefSeq lists its product as uncharacterized. The coding region runs from base 1 to 1584 and encodes 527 amino acids. The transcript has 2 exons. The record is from RefSeq and is a predicted model, not a curated record. Lineage: Eukaryota; Fungi; Ascomycota; Dothideomycetes; Dothideales; Saccotheciaceae.
AUGGCAGCACAACUCACCCCACGCAAGGGCAUAAAGUGCAGCUACGAUGACUGCUUUCACUCUUUCGACACGGACGCCGAGAUGGUAGCUCACCUGAAGAACCCGGAGAACCAUCCCUUCUACUGCGGCAAGAACCCCGGCUUUGAGAGAAUCCAACGUGGCUUCAAGAAAUGCGACUUCCAUGGCAAAACUUGGGAUGAACUGGUUGCACAUAAGGUCGAGAGCAUGCUGCCAUGGCUCGUUGGAGAUCGCAGAAACGAGAAACCAAAGAAGCUCAACCACAUUGUCUGCGAAUUCUGUGGCGUGGACUUUGAAAGCUUGAGUGGCAGAGAUAUGCACCGCAAAAAGAUGCAUCAGGCAGAACACCACAUCGCCUGCAAAGGCAGUCUCCUCGUUCGCGACUUUGAAGGAAACACCGUCCAUGAGGAGUGCGGCUCUCUCUUCGGACGUGCUAGUCAGCUCAUCAGUCACAUUGAGGGAGGUUUUUGUGUGUACAUCAAGCCCAUGACCCUCAGACAGGAGCGCGAGCACAAGCACAUGGUCAAGUUGAUCUUGGAUGAUCCCGAAGGCUUCAAGGAGAACAUGAUCACUAUGCCCUACACGCCCUUAGAGCCUCCAGCCACAGACAGCGAUGAAAUGAGCGGCGGUGUCACUGUCGACUUGCUCAGCCAAAGCGAUAUCACUCAGUACAACGGUCAGUCACCCCUCAACCCAGAAACCACUUCGAGCGUCCAGGACUCAUCUGGAGUCGAAUGGCCAAGCCUGCCGGGCCCCGACUAUGGUCAGCUGAAGCAGUCAAUGAAACGCUUUUCUAUCAGCCCAGUGGGCAGCGCAGCACCCCCUUUCGGCCACGAGGAGAGCGAUAACGACGAUACCAUCAGCCUCUCCAGCAAUGCUGCCACCAUGAACAGCGACGACGAAGACGGCCCCGUAACUCCAACCAAGCCAUGGUCCACCAAGGAGGAAGUCCACAAGCUGUUCGAACAUAACAAACCAAAGGUUAAGGCCAUCACCAAUUGGACCGGUGUCAACGCUGCCCACCAGCGUAGCAAGGAAGAAGACCAGGGUAGCAACAUCUUUGACACUCAUUUUUGGGAUCCCCACCACACCGACUUCAAACCUGAGUUCUUCUAUCGCCCAGUCGAAGACGAAGAACAGCACGUCCACCCCUACCAAUGCCCGUUCGAGAGCUGCAAGAGACGUUUCGACACACCUCAAAAGAUUGGAGAUCACAUGCGCGAAUCCCACGCCGCGCAGCGCAACCUCUGCCCAGUGUGCUGCAAGGACUUCUUCAGACUCAGUCUUCUUGUUGCUCACUUCGAGGCAAGUUCUGCUGGAGCAAAGUGUGAUGUCGCUCGCCGCCCAGGCUACAGUGUGAUGCUCUUUGAGAUCACCGGAGGACUCAUCAAGGCCGAAAAGGCGUUGGAAGAGCCCAUCUGGGACCACAAGCUCGCAUCUGGAGAGCCCAUUCGUCCUGCACAGGAGGCCGAGGUUCAAGACAAGCAGUGGGUCGGCUCAGGAGUUGGCGUCAAGGACUACAACUACAGAAUCUACCCACCAGCUGCUCCUGUCUGGAAAUACUAGAGAGUCAUCUAAUGGCUUCGACAUGCACAUCAGGAAGAGAGCUGACUUCACAAGCUCAAAGACAGUAAGGCCAAAUGGCGGCCUAUAGUGUACCAUUAGAGAAACAUCCAGGGCUGACUGCACAAGCACAGCAAAUCAGAGAAGUCCGUAGCCUCCCAAAUUGAACUAUACCUAGUGUUACUUG